GGGCGCGGUCGCCGUCACGGAGCGGAGUUGGCGCUUGUCAUCCGGCCGCCAUUAUCUCGUAUUUGAACGGAUUCGUAAAAUCAAUUAUAAUUCGCGCUGUCGUUACAUGUUUAUAGUGGUGGGUGCGGUAUAGAUUCGAAAAAUUUAAAGAGGUGUGAUUGUUUCCUUGCAAAAAGUGCGUUUUCGAUACAUUGGAACGGUGUAAAGUGCUAACAGUUAGGUUACUGUGUUGGGUGAUAUCGUUGGAUAGGGUGGCUCCGGUCGGUCCGGAGCGGCAGGACGCGUGUAGAGCGCAUGCAGAGGGAGCGGUGAGAGCGCGCCCGGCUGGGGAGUCGGGGCGGCCGGAGACGAAGGCACUGGGACAACUGCCGCCAUGGGUUGCGCCCAGUCGGCGGAGGAGCGCGCGGCGAUUGCUCGCAGUCGUCAAAUCGAGAGGAACCUAAAAGAGGAUGGCAUCCAGGCCUCCAAAGAUAUCAAGUUAUUGCUACUAGGUGCCGGCGAGUCGGGCAAGAGUACUAUAGUAAAACAAAUGAAAAUUAUCCACGAAAGUGGCUUCACGAAUGAAGACUUCAAACAGUACCGGCCGGUGGUGUACAGCAACACAAUUCAGUCCCUGGUCGCCAUUUUGCGCGCCAUGCCUAACCUUGGCAUCACCUAUGGCAAUAAGGAUCGGGAGAGCGACGGCAAGAUGGUAUUCGACGUGAUUCAGCGGAUGGAGGACACGGAGCCGUUCAGUGAGGAGUUGCUAGCUGCCAUGAAGAGGCUGUGGGCGGACGCCGGCGUCCAGGAGUGCUUCGGCCGCUCCAACGAGUACCAGCUCAAUGACUCAGCCAAAUAUUUCCUCGAUGACCUGGAUCGGUUAGGAGCCAGGGAUUACCAGCCUACCGAACAAGAUAUUUUAAGAACAAGAGUCAAAACUACUGGCAUAGUCGAAGUGCACUUCUCCUUCAAAAACCUUAAUUUCAAAUUGUUCGACGUAGGCGGGCAGCGGUCUGAGAGAAAGAAAUGGAUUCACUGUUUCGAAGACGUGACCGCGAUCAUAUUCUGUGUGGCCAUGUCCGAGUACGACCAGGUGCUUCACGAGGACGAGACAACGAACCGCAUGCAGGAGAGCCUGAAGCUGUUUGACUCGAUCUGCAACAACAAGUGGUUCACGGACACCAGCAUCAUCCUGUUCCUCAACAAGAAGGAUCUGUUCGAGGAGAAGAUUCGCAAGUCCCCGCUCACCAUCUGCUUCCCAGAGUACACCGGCGCGCAGGAGUACGGCGAGGCGGCGGCGUACAUCCAGGCGCAGUUCGAGGCCAAGAACAAGUCCACCACGAAGGAGAUCUACUGCCACAUGACGUGCGCCACCGACACCAACAACAUCCAGUUCGUGUUCGACGCCGUCACCGACGUCAUCAUCGCCAACAACCUGCGCGGCUGCGGCCUCUACUAGACUCCGCCGUCGCCAGAAUCGUUCCACGUACGUCAAUGUCUACACUUGUGGGAAACAGUGGAGUUGGACUUGCCCUCGUCUGUGCUGUUCUAGACCACACUACCACACUGUACGCCUCCACAGGGUUCUCCGUCGUCCUCCGCUGUUUUAACGUCGACGACGGACUACGUAGAAAUCGUAUGGAGAUUUGACGUACGUCAAUUUAAAACCUAUGGAAAAUAAAGGAGCGGCCGCACGCAUAGGAGCCGGGCCCUUAGUGUCGAACUUGUUUAAGUUUAUGCUGACUUCGAUACUUGAUCAAGUUAUUCGACCUCAUUUUGUUAGUGUCAGAUUUGCCCCACACAUUGUAUCUCAAUGUUAGUGUCGAUAUACCCCGAGUUUGCUGAUUUUGGCACUGAAAUGAGAGUGUUCAUUCGCCUUGAAUUAUGGAGAUUUAGAUACUAAAAUUCGUGUACUAAUUCGGCCCAAUUUGAAGGUGAUUUUGAUAAAUUCAGAUAUUAACACUAAGUAUCAAUUUACACUAACACGCAAGAUAAGUAAGAUUCAUUGUUUUAAUAGCACUAGUUAUUUAGACUUCUAUCACCUAGUGUACUCGAUAUUUACAGUCUUUAUCGAAAUUGAAACUUUACCGUGGACUUGGCAAUGACACACUGACAUUGAGGUACGUGACUUGUGGAGUGUCAUCGUGACACUGCGAGCGCUCACACUUGCCUGGCGAUUCCAACUUACUAUUCGAUCACAAAUGGAUUGGAAAUUCCAACCACAAAAUGGCUGUCUUCUUUCGAUUCGAAAUAACAUCCAAAUUGUAUCUGUAAUAACAUUCGGUCUGUAAUUAUUUUAUGUGACACGUGUCUAUUAAGUGGAUUUAAAAAAAAAACGGUAAUACUUCUAAUCUGUCUAGAGUAUCACGUUUAAUCUGCAUUUUCAAUCAAAUAUGCGAAGUAAAUCAGCCAUGUGCGAUUACUUUAUUGAAAAUUAGCAAUAAAAUUAAUAUGAUUGGUGAAUAUUUCCUUUGUAUAUUGAUGGAAAUGCAGCUGCCAGCAAUUGAAACAUCAAUCUGUGGAGCCCCAAUCGAAUCGCUCGGUUUUCGCUUGUUCCAUUCCCCUCGGCUCCACUAGCUGACCUCUUGUAUAUGGUCACGUGUAACGGAGUCAGCCAUACAUUUACCGUUCGCGGAUCUAUUUCAUAUUCUUUAAAAAUUCAAACCGACUUCUGUAAAAAAAAAUCUACUUUCCAAAACAAAAUAUAUGGCUAUAAAGUACCUAAUAAAGAUCUAUUUACGCGAUCGUCGAAAAUGACGAACGACUAAAAUGUUCAUAAAUUGUUGUAAAAUAGAUAAAUCCAUUUACGUAAUAUAGCGCGCGAUGUGUACCUCUCAGACUAGUAAGUUACUAUGCUGGUUCGGAAUUUUAAGAAUUGGCAGAGUAUUAGACACAUUUAGCUCUCGGGUGUAAGGUUUGUAAAAUUUUCUGAUUGAGAAUGCAAUAGAUACGCGAACGAGUGUGUCGGCUCGGAGGCGCUUUUUUAUAAUUUUACGGGAAGUAAGUCGCAGUCACUGAACAAGAUUGCCGACGCUGGACAUCUGUUAGCUUUGAAAGCUGACCAGUAAUCUACUGGGUUAAGGCUGUAGCCGAUUUAUACGUUACCUCUCCCACCCAGCAAAAUUAUUUUCAUUGCAAUCUAAAGUCCAAUUUAGUCCCUUUUCUGUAAAUAUAAUUUACAUUGAAUCAGCGGACCGUAAGCUAGUUUACAGGUCUUGUUUGUCAAUGUAAAGUAUGUCUACAGAGCAGGCUCUUAAAGCUCACUUUUCAGUGAACGCUAUAUUGUCGGUUGAGAUCCGUGUGCAGUAAAUCUGUUAUGACUAUAUUCGUAAUAGACAGGCGUUACAAUUUAUUUCAAUAUCAAAACCGUGUUUAUAUCGACGACAGACGUUCCGAAUCAUUUCGUAAAUGUUUUAAAAUAUUUUUGGGAACUUCUGUCUAUUUGGAGGUUUCCAGGUUCUAAGCUUGUUGGUCGCCGCCGACCGUUCACUGCAGCCGCGAGUUCCUUCGCGUUAUAUUUCCCGUGUAAAAUAAACCGUUUGAAUUCGUUGUAGUUUCGCCGCGACCUCCGUCUGUUUGAGUGUUCAAAACUAAAUUUUGGUGCUAGGCAUUGGAAUAGCGUUUCGUUCAGCGUUCGGCCGGUGUGGGCGGUCGGGGCGACCGUAGUGAUUCGCUGGCGUUUGCCAGAUGUAAUCUGACAUAUUCGCAUAAUGUCAGAGGCGUAAUAAAGCUAAAAUAUUUGAUGUGAAAUGCAUCACUAUCUUUAGUGUGUUAAGUAGAAAACCUGUAACAAUUACAUUCGUCACAAAUUGAUGUAAAUAUGAAAGUAAAAUUUGAACUCAAUUUCUCGUACCUGACUAGACUUGUGGCAUUAACGGCUGUCAUUGAUGCACGUCUGGCAAUAGGCAUGCGAAUCGCACCAAUCUGCUUAUAUACUCACUCUCUUACGGACCAAUCUCAGAAGGAACCAAUAUGUAGCACUGACAAACCGUAGUGGACACAUGAAUUCACAGGCCUACUUUAACGGAUACAAAAUGUCAUUCCAUUAUUAAGUAUUAAUCGCUUACUAUGAGAAAUUAUUUUUGUAAAGUUUUGAAAGCACAGUAACCGCUCGCAUUAAGAUAUAGCAUUUAUUUUACGUACCUUUAAUUAUUUAAACUAAGCGCAGUCUAGAAAAAUCACUACUUUAUUUUAAGCAUUCGUAUCGCACAAGUUUAUUUACGUAAGCAUUCAUUUGUUAUGCCAUAUACAAUCUUAAAUAUUUUUUGUGUUCAUAUUUUUUCUAUAUCACUUUACAGUUAACCUUAAGGUGUAGCCAUUUAAGAUCUAUUAUGUAUUCGAUUAUAAAAUUCAUGUUAGGUAUUUAUUUUGUCUAGCAUAUUUGUAUUGAAGGUGGUAUAUGUAAACGGUCAUAUUUAAUUUUAUAUUUAAGUGAGUAACCAAUAUUUACGGUCAUCAUGUUAAUCAUUAUUUUGUGAAGGUGGUUUGGAACUGUAAGGCGAGACGUGGCAGUCGACGUUCUGUGCGCAUCGCGUGUAAGAUAUGUGAGUAUAUAAUCUUUGUGUACACUCGCGAAUUGGCGUAAUCAACACUAUACAUAUAUAUACUAUAUAACAUAAUUUAUUAUUAAUAAUAAAAUAAAAAUCUUACUUUUAAGCAUUAGGACAGUAACUGUAUCAAUAAACAUUAAUUAAUAAUGCAAUUAGACAGUAACCUUUACUAUUGUCAUAGAUAGGUGAUUUAUUUUCAUUUUACGUUUAUGAGUAUGUAAAAAGUGAUUAAAUGAAAAUGUAACGCCUACACUAAGCGGGCCAUUCUGCAGAGCAAGGGACGGAGACAAACCAAAGAUUUGAGUGAGUGAGACCCGGGCCCGGGCCAGAACCCCAGGCCCCGGGCCAGUGUCGAGGCCCCGGCUGGCCCCGGGCCAGUGUCGAGGCCCCGGCUGGCCCCGGGCCAGUGUCGAGGCCCCGGCUGGCCACGGGCCAGUGUCGAGGCCCCGGCAGGCCCCGGGCCAGUGUCGAGGCCCCGGCUGGCCCCGGGCCAGUGUCGAGGCCUCGGCUGGCCCCGGGCCAGUGUCGAGGCCCCGGCUGGCCCCGAGGCCCCACGACCAGACUCGCGUUUGGGAAUGGCCCGUGACCGAGCGACGCAGCUCGCUUGUUGCUAGGUAGGUUUUUUACUGUUAUGUAACAAUAUGUGUACGUAAAACUAAUAAAAAUAAUAUUAGCGCAGUUCAACAUUCAACCCAGAAACCUACAUUUAAGUAAGCUUCACACUACAUUAAAAGUUUUUAAAGAGUGAAUGGUGCAUGUGAGUACAUAAUGUCUUCGCUGUCGGUAAGGCCUCAUCCGUAUGUAGUCCAGGGGUCGGCGGCUAGAGCCAGGCUUGCUCUGCGGACGAUUUGAUGACACGUGUGUGUUCCAAACCGCACAAAAGAAAAUGUAGCGGCCGGUCCGACCCUUCGUGCCCACAUUCAAGUGUUGAUAACAGAUUUUGCGGGUUGAACCUUUAUUAGUAAGGAUGUGUUUUAAAAUUAACGAUGACGCAUAACCGAUAUGUCAUCACAUAAGUAAAAGCUGUCGCUAAACAGCAAUCUGGUUCAACCCUCGGUAGGACGUUUGCAUUUCGAUGUGUUCCGCCGCCGCUGAUUAACUUGUAUGCUUUAAUAUUUUGAGUGAAUGUGAUGUAAAUUUUGUACACUGCCGCAUUGUUUAUCGCUCGAAUCACAUUUAGUUUAUAAGAUUUGAGACAGUGAUCGAUCCCGCACACACAAUUCGUUUGUACACAAAACGAACGCACAAAAUGGUUUCUGAUUCGCCGGGUGCUGACUGAGGCACGGACGAGGCAGCGCCUGUGGUUGCCUCGUGCUGCUGCCUCGUGCGGCUGCCUCGCGACGCUCGCGCAGCGAGUCUGGUCGUAAGCAACUCGUCUCAAGCUCAAAGAACCUUCAGCCGAGCGUCCGUCGCCUUUGUGCUGGGCUUCUUAUUUGAAGACUGAAUUGUUGCGGCUCAAAUGUUUUCGCGCUUUAUUAGAUCCACGUCGGGAGGUUAUUGCAGAGUUUUUAAGAGAUGUAGUUUAUUGUAAGAUGUGCAUGAUUCGAGGGCGGCCCGAAAUGACAUCUUUGAAAUCACCGAAUUGAGCGACGUUCAGUUGUGAUUGUAAUGCUGAAUAUUUGUCACAAUGUUGUCGAUUUGAACUAUAAGUUAGAUUUGGUUUCCCUGGAGAUUAGGCUGCUCUGCUUAUUGAAGUCGAACAGGUCGCAGCCGUUUAUUUAUUGAAAAUGACAUCACAAAGAAGAAAGUUUGUUGGUUGAAUGUUCCACCUGAAGAACAAAAUCUAUUUUAUUAUUUCAAAUUCCUUUCAUUAUAAUAAUCCCAUCCGAAACAAUUGUAAACUUGGUAAAUAACUUGAAAUAUGUUAAAACGUUGAAAAGCUUCGUGAGCAGAACUCUAGGGAUCAUCCUAUUAUGGUGGUAUCAUAUUUAACUAUAUUUAAGUAAUCAUUUAUCAGAGCUCUACGCUUUCUAUAUCCUCAGCUAACUUCGAGUGGUACAUCGGAAGACGAUGUUAGGUCGGUUACACGAGUAAGAUGUGUGAUUGAAUUAUUUUUUAAAACAAUAUCACCAUGCUUCAUUCAUAUUUGCCAAAGUUAAUACUAACCUCACUAUUUAUACUGUAUGUUCUUUGAUAACUAAAUUAUGUCUGAGAUUCGUGGUGAGGGCGAGGCACGCCGCCGCGGCGACGUGGCCAAGCCGUUAUAGUGGUAUUGGUACUGAUCAGAGUACAAUGUUGAAAAAUAUCUUAGAAUUGAUGACAUGUAAACAUUUAUUUGUAGCGCGUGCGAGGGUCGCUCGGCGUGCGUCCCGCUCGCGGCGCUCUCCACCGGAGCCGCGGCGCUGAGCGACCCCGACUAUUGAACAAAUGUUUAAGAAAGUAAAAUUUUUAGUCACUAGUGGGUAAUUUUUGAAUGUGAUUCAAUCUUAUCUUUAUUUUUCUAUAUCGAGUGACAUCUUUGGGUUUUGUUUCUUUACGUUCCGACUUAUUAUUUGUAAAUCAUUUACUGAAAGCGAUGUAUUUAACCAACGAUGUAAUUAAACAAUAUUUUCUCUUUUUGUAUCUCGUCUGCACUGGUAUUUUUUAUUGAAUUUACUAUAAAUGUACUUUUAAGUGUAUAAUUUUAAAUAAUUACUGAAAAUGAUUAUAUUCUAAUUUUUAUGUUCAAAUAA
Plodia interpunctella (Indianmeal moth) is the source of this 7201-nucleotide messenger RNA. RefSeq names its product G protein alpha subunit o (gene Galphao). Lineage: Eukaryota; Metazoa; Arthropoda; Insecta; Lepidoptera; Pyralidae. Gene Ontology annotation, cellular component: heterotrimeric G-protein complex. Gene Ontology annotation, molecular function: GTP binding; G-protein beta/gamma-subunit complex binding; G protein-coupled receptor binding. The transcript has 8 exons. Gene Ontology annotation, biological process: adenylate cyclase-modulating G protein-coupled receptor signaling pathway. The record is from RefSeq and is a predicted model, not a curated record. The coding region runs from base 374 to 1438 and encodes 354 amino acids.